UUGCCGCAUCUGUCCCCCUCCCCCGCAUAUAGUCGGGUGUGGUUGAGAAGUAGAGUUUGAGCUGCAGAAGAAUUUGAGCUAUGGCGCACAGCUAUGGCACAAUGCUGCGUCCGUCGUCGUCCUUGCUUCAAGCUCCUGCUCCACUGUUCGACCAGGAUUGUACCGUCACUGUACACACGCACUCAUCCAAGUUUGGUAGCAAGAAUUGGUUGUCAGGGGUUCAGCUUGUGGCGGGCAGUUUGAGUGUCAAGCGAUCCCGGAGGUCGGCAUUGUUGUCGUGUCACGCGGUGGCUACUGUGGAAGCGGAGGGUAGCAAUGGCACUGCUCGCAUGGAUAGUGGCGAGGAGAAAAAGGAGGAGAAGUUGUAUGGUCGGCAAUUCUUUCCGCUGGCAUCUGUGGUGGGACACGACGCCAUCAAGUCGGCGUUGCUGCUGGGAGCUGUAGACCAGUGCAUAGGAGGUAUUGCCAUAGCCGGGAGGCGGGGAACUGCUAAGACUGUCAUGGCUCGAGGGUUGCACGCCAUUCUGCCGCCGAUUGAGGUGGUGGCUGGCUCUAUGUGCAACGCAGACCCGAACAAACCAGAGGAAUGGGAGCAGGGAUUGGCGGAGAGGCUGCAGUACAACGAUGACGGGAGUAUCAAGACGGAGGUCGUGAAGGCGCCGUUUAUUCAAAUUCCUCUCGGCGUGACUGAGGAUCGUUUAAUAGGAUCCGUGGACGUCGAGGAGUCUGUGAGAACAGGGACGACAGUGUAUCAGCCGGGUUUGCUGGCUGAGUGUCACAGAGGAGUGCUAUACGUGGAUGAGCUUAACCUCCUUGAUGACAGUAUUAGUAACCUGCUGUUGAAUGUGUUGACGGAAGGAGUCAACAUUAUUGAAAGGGAGGGAGUGAGUUUCAAGCAUCCCUGUCGGCCUCUCUUGAUUGCGACAUGGAACCCUGAGGAAGGCGAGGUAAGGGCUCACCUGCUCGAUCGCAUUGCAAUCAACCUGACCGCGGAUUUGCCUUUGUCAUUUGAGGAUCGAGUGAAUGCUGUGGGAAUUGCGACGGACUUUCAAAACGCAGCUGCCAGGGUUAUGGGAGAAUCCGCGGACGCCACAGAGCAGGCCAAGACGACCGUAACCCUUGCACGAGAAUGGUUGCAGGAUGUCACAAUUAGCAGGGAGCAGGUAAAAUACAUUGUGAUGGAGGCCAUACGUGGGGGCUGCCAGGGCCACAGGGCUGAGCUUGCCGCUGUGAGAUGUGCCAAGGCGUUGGCUGCCCUGGAAGGACGUGAUAGAGUUGGUGCUGACGACUUAAAGAAAGCAGUGGAGCUAGUCAUUCUCCCACGUUCUAUGGUAAUGGACAUGCCACCAGAUCAAGGACCUCCUCCACCACCCCCACCUCCCCCACCACCAAGUAACCAGGAUGAGGACCAAGAGGACAAGGAAGAAGAAGAGGAGGACAAGGAGGACGAAGAUGAAGAGGAUAAAGAAGACCAGGAGAACGAGGUGCCUGAUGAAUUUAUUUUUGAUGCAGAAGGUGGUCUUAUGGACCCUAAGCUUUUGUUUUUCGCACAACAAAUGAACAGGAGACGAGGGAAGGCCGGCCGUGCGAAGAAUGUCAUCUUCUCUGAGGAUCGUGGUCGCUAUAUUAAGCCCAUGAUUCCCAAAGGACAAGUGCGGAGACUGGCUGUGGAUGCUACAUUGCGUGCUGCUGCUCCUUAUCAAAAGCUGCGGAGGCAAAAAGCUGAAGAAUCUGGGGAAUAUCGGAAAGUUUUUGUAGAGCAAGGAGACAUGAGGUCGAAAAGAAUGGCUCGGAAGGCUGGAGCCCUAGUGAUUUUCGUCGUGGAUGCGAGUGGCAGCAUGGCUCUCAAUAGAAUGAAUAAUGCGAAAGGUGCCGCGAUGCAGCUCUUGGCCGACAGCUACACCAGCAGAGACCAGGUCUCGAUUAUUCCUUUCCGUGGAAACGAGGCAGAGGUUCUUCUUCCCCCUUCCCGAUCAAUUGCUAUGGCAAGGAAUCGACUUGACAGGCUUCCUUGUGGUGGUGGAUCUCCACUGGCUCACGGUUUGACCACCGCUGUGAGGGUCGGCAUGAAUGCGGAGAAGAGCGGGGAUGUAGGGCGAAUUAUGAUUGUGGCUAUCACCGAUGGGAGGGCAAAUGUUACUCUGAAGAAGUCUACGGGAGAUGAGGAGGCCAACAAACCAGACGCCCCGAAACCUACCCAGAAGGAGCUGAAGGAUGAGAUACUGGAGGUUGCCGGAAAGAUUUACAAAGCGGGUAUGUCGUUGCUGGUCAUAGAUACGGAGAACAAGUUCGUCUCCACAGGUUUUGCUAAAGAGAUCGCUCGAGUUGCACAAGGGAAGUACUACUAUUUGCCCAAUGCAUCUGACGCUGUGGUUGCAGCUGCCACAAAGGAAGCGCUCACAGGUUUGAAAAGUCAGUGAAGGGGCAUUUUAGGGUCAUGAUUGUUUAACUUGAGUUACACCACCAUCAUAUGAUUGAUGGGAUUUUGAUAUAAAUUUUUUUUCUUCUUAAAUAAUUCUUUUGAAGUGAAGAAUAUCAUCUUGAAAUUUUGUUUAUCCUAAUAUAUUUAUUAAUCGUAGAAAAAUCAUGCAUGUAAAAGUAUGGAAUGCAUCUAUUUUUGAAGAUGCAUCAAUUUGUUAAUUUUUUCCGACGUCUCAGUUUUUAAUGAAUAAUGAAAAUAGACAUUAA
Molecule: messenger RNA, 2688 nt
Organism: Physcomitrium patens
Lineage: Eukaryota; Viridiplantae; Streptophyta; Bryopsida; Funariales; Funariaceae
Product: magnesium-chelatase subunit ChlD, chloroplastic
Biological process (GO): chlorophyll biosynthetic process
Molecular function (GO): ATP binding; magnesium chelatase activity
Source: RefSeq, a predicted model, not a curated record